GUGCUGACAUUUCAGUUGGAACCGGAGCCUGUGCCGCUCUCGCUGCCGCCGCCGCCGCCUGUGAUCAUGGUGACUGUGUCCUCGUUCCUUGCUGUUUCCACCGCCACCUUCACCCUCUGCAGUGUCCGUUUCAUCUAGCGAGAGGUGGCACUUGCAAUUAUGGAGGCUUAAGCAAGAAAGGAGUUGUGGGGAGCUUCCCCACCCCCCUCUGGUGGCUGACUUGGAUGAAUGAUAUUCAGGAGAGUGUGGAUGUUUUGACUGGAAACUUACAAAAAUGUUUAUUUUCCAUAGAAAUAUUUCAAUUAAAUUUCUAUUUUUGUCUAUUUAAUUGCAAGAAAGUGCCAUAUUAUAGAUCGUAUUUUAUAUCUUAGAGGAACAAUCCUCUUAAAACCAGCGCUGCUGUUAUGUACUGAACUAAUGUAACGAAGGAUACAAGAUUGCUAGAGUGCAGUGUUUUUAUAACACCAGCACAAAUCUAGCGCUUUAAUGGUACAGCUUCCAGACAAUUAAGUUCCAUAGUCCUCUUUGGAGUUUACGCCAUUUUGAAGACCUGGAAGUGGGCACAAGAUGAAUUCUGUGAUGGCAGACUGCACUCCAAAGUGCCGCUCUCUGCAGCAUGCCCUUGACAUGAUUUCAGUGUUGACUAAGGGAACUGAAAGUCAGAGUAAAGCCUUCCUUUCACUGUAUUGCUACAAUGCAACUUCCCUGAAAGAUGGCUUUGGCAGGACAGUUCUACACAUGGCUGCAUCUUGUGGCAAAAAAUCUGUUUUGGAUUGGCUCCUCGAAAAGAAAGGGGCUGACCCUUCAGUGAAAGAUAAGGAAUCUGGAUGGACAGCUCUGCAUAGAAGCAUCUUCUAUGGACAUGUUGAUUGUUCUGUGUAUCUUCUCAAGCAUGGAAGUAGUCUUCAUAUACAAGAUAAAGAAGGGUUAUCUACACUUGACUUGGCCAUGAAAGAUAGACCGUCACAUGUGGUUUAUAGAAAGACUGAUCCCACUGAAGUCUAUACCUGGGGUAACAACACUAAUUUUACCCUUGGCCAUGGAAGCCAACAAAGCAAGCAUCAUCCAGAGCUUGUGGACUACUUCUCUAGGUCAGGGAUCUACAUCAAGGAGGUUCUGCUUUGCAAAUUUCAUUCAGUUUUCCUUUCACAAAAAGGUCAUGUGUAUACCUGUGGCCACGGCCAAGGAGGUCGACUUGGGCAUGGCGAUGAGCAAACGUACCUUGUUCCUCGACUGGUGGAAAGUUUAGCAAGCCAUCGUUGUUCUCAGGUGGCAGCUGCAAAGGACCAUACAGUUGUUUUGACAGAAGAUGGAUCUGUUUAUGCUUUUGGACUGAACACUUAUUAUCAGUUGGGCAUUGUACCUCCACCAGUCAACAGUAGUAUACCAAGGCAGGUACAGUCCAAAACCCUUAAAGGAAGAACUGUGAUUGGAGUUGCUGUGGGCAGGUUUCACACUGUUCUGUGGACAAGGGAAGCGGUAUAUACCAUGGGUCUGAAUGGUGGCCAACUUGGUUACUUAAUGGAUCCUAAUGGGGAACGAUGUGUGCUUGCACCUCGGCAAGUAUCAGCUUUGCAUCAUAAGGACAUAGUGAUCUCUCUCGUAGCUGCAAGUGAUGGGGCCACUGUGUGUGUUACGGAAAAGGGAGAUGUUUAUCUGUUAACAGGCUAUCAAUGCAAGAAAAUUGCUUCCAGGCAGUUAAACUUGAAGAAAAUUCUUGUUACUGGUGGACACCUGGAUCAUAAAGUUGAUCCUCAAGUACUUAACGAAGGAGGAGGUGAAAACGUUUGCAUACUUGGUCUUGAUGAAUCUGGCACAGUGUUUUGUUGGCGAUCUUCAAGCUGCAUAAUUAAACAGUGUCGGUGGGCUUAUGGCCGUCAAGUCUUCAUGUCAGACAUUGCUUUGAGCAAGCAUGAAAUGAUGUUUGUAACACAAGAUGGUGAAGGAUUUACAGGACACUGGGCAGGAGGAGAAAAAACAAAUUUGGAAAGGAAAGAGGAAUUGUCCAAUGCUUUGCAAAACCCUUUGGAUCAUUUUGUUAACACUAUUGGAAUGAACAACAGCUUGUAUGAACGGAUUAGACUUGAAAAGCUUCCUUGUGUUCAUCGUGCCGUUUCUGUCACCAUGGAUAUGAAUGGGCGCAACUUUGCUAUUCUACAAUCUGAUCCUAAAACUAGCUUGUAUGAAAUUCCAAAUGUGUCUUCCUCCAGCUUUAGUGAAGACUUUGGCAAACUACUCAGGGAAGCCACUGAAACUGACAAUAUCCACAAUGUCACUUGUCAAGUUGGCAAUCAGGUUUUUCCCAGCCACAGGUAUAUUCUGGCCAUGCGAUCAGACUACUUUCGGAAGCUUUUCUUUCCUGAUGAAGAACGUGUUGACAUGCCUGAUAUCCGCCGACAGGAAGGUGAUACAAUGGGAUGUGACUUGUACAUUCUGGAUAAGAUUCAAGCUGACAUGUUUGCCUAUAUUUUACAAUUUAUAUAUACAGAUACUUGUGACUUGCUAACUGAAGGCUACAAACCAAAAAUCCAUUGCACAGAUAAAAUAGUAACUUAUCAAGAUCCUUUAAUAUCCAACAUGGAAGAAUCUAUGCAGAAUUUCAGCUUUUGUGAAGAAGUGAAAGGGAAAUCUGCAUUUGAAGUUUAUGAAAAUUUGCCAUGUAAAAAAUCAAAAACCAAAAGUAAAAGCAACAAAAAAAGCAGAGGGCUUAAUGAGGAGGCUAAUCCAAUUAAAAUGCUGCAGGUUAUGGCAAAAAAGCUUGGUCUUGCCAGUCUCUCUGCAAGAUUAGAAGGGGUCAGAUUGGAAAAUUGGAAGAUAAAAGUUGUGCAUAAGAAAGGUGGAAACAAAUUGAAGUUUAAUCGAAAGAAAUGUUCAUAUUUGUGUGAUGUAACUUUGAGAUCUAAAGAUGGAAAAGAAUUUGACUGCCACAAAUGUGUGUUAUGUGCAAGACUAGAAUACUUCCACAAAAUGCUGAGUAAUGCCUGGAUUGAGGCAUCUUGUUGCACAGCUUUGGAAAUGCCCAUUCAUUCUGACAUUUUGGAUGUUAUUUUGGAUUAUAUUUACACCGAUGAAGCACCAAUUGUCAAAGAAUCAUCAGACGUGGAAUUCAUCUGUAACGUACUCGUGGUUGCUGAUCAGCUUCUUAUCAAUCGUCUAAAGGAGAUUUGUGAAGUGGCUAUUACAGAAAAAUUAACUUUAAAAAAUGCUUCAGAACUUUUGGAGUUUGCCUCAAUGUACAACGCUGAACAGUUAAAACUGUCCUGUCUACAGUUCAUAGGUAUAAAUAUGGCAGCUCUGCUUGAAGCAAGAUCUCUGGACAUUCUCAGUGAUGAAGUACUGAAGGAGCUCUCAGUUGCUUAUAGGAAUAUGAUUCCAGCCAUGCAGAAAAGGAUUAUCACUCCUUAUCCAGGUGGCCCAGACAUCAGGUUCUUGAGCGAGGAGAUUGAUGAUCACUCCUUAGCCAAUAUAAUCGAAUUAGACUUUGAGUCAUCUUCCAAAGAAACACUUUUCAAAAAGGCAAAAGUAAAGGCUAAAAAGAAGCAGAGACGGCGUUCUGACAGUUCAGGAGGAUACCAUUUAUCGGAUCUCAUUCAGAGCACAACUUCAACAGAUUUACAAAGACCAGCAAAAACUAAUUCGGUAGAAUCCCUGCAUGAAAUGUUGAUGUCUGAUUCUGAAGGCAGCUAUGCUGGUGGAGUAGCCAGCCCCAGAGAAUUAGCUUCACCUGAUUUUUCAGCUGGACUCUCCCAAGAGAAAUCUGAGAUUGAUGAAAAGAACCAUGUUUCUGAGUUGAAAAAUCCAACUGAAGAGGUAACAAUGCAUGAGAAAAUAUGGACUCGUAAGGGACAGUCAAAUCUAAAACCCAUUCCUCAAUCCAAUUCUGGAAGUGUUACAGGCUGGGUAACCAAUUCUGUCAGUCCUACAAGUCCUCCCACUGUAGGCCUACGAGCUAUCAUGGAAAUGGAAGAAAACAUGCAAAAAUGUGAAACUGCACCAAAGACUAAUGCAAGUGGAAAUAAAUCGUUAUGCCAUGGAGUGAAGCUUUCUCAGAAACAAAGGAAGAUGAUUGCAAUGGCAGCUAAAGAACCAAGCACAAACUGCAGACUGGACACCACACCUAUGAAAUUAACUUUGUCUGCACCAUUAACCCCAUCGAAGACAGGAAAUGCUUGGGCAACUCCUUUCAAUGACGUUGCUUCCCCUAAAUCAUUCCGUGAACUACUGAUGCAAGAAAAAUCAACAGAAAGAGCAAGUGACUCCCUGUCUUCCGGCUCAUUGGAUAAUAAAUCUAAACAACAAGAACAACUGAGCAACAAACAUGAACAACCUACCAGUCCUUGGUUAAUGACAGUUGCUGGAAGCCCACCGGCAAUACCUCCAAUCACAUUUGCUGCAAUAGUGGAGGAGGAGCGUAAGCAAGAAGCUGCACUUGUGAAGAGCAGAGAGAAACCAUUGGCUUUGAUUCAGAUUGAGGAAUGUGCUAUCCAGGAAUUACUAAUCCACUAUCAAGCCAGUAACAAUCCUGAGGAGUUUAUUAUAAUCGAUCGAUCACCACAAGGGCCCAUAGCAACCCCAAUAUGGAGUAAACACUGAUUGUUUUAGCUCAACAGUCAACAAUAACGAUGUUUUGAAAUUAAGUUGGUCAGGGUUUACUCUGAAAAGGCUGAACUUUCAAGAUCAGAGGAACAAAUAAUUGGUCCUUUUUCUAGAUCUACUAUUGUUUGAGUGUGCUGUUAACAACAUAGAUUUAUCUAGAAUACAUAUCAUUUUCACUGGCACACUAAAUUUGGAUUUUAUAUAUAUUAAUUCCCUAUCAGAUAUUGACUUUGUUUUCUCUCCGUACAUGUACUUUCAAAGUAUUGUAUACUGCAGUUGCAACAAUGCUAAAUUGGUAGUAGAGAAUUCUUCCAAGAAAAAUGAACAGAUGUUUGGGGAGCAGAAGCUGAAGUCCUGAUUGGGGUCAGUUAGAAAAUUAUAGGUAUUAUUAAAAUCACAAUUACUUCAACUAGCAACUACAUUUUUUUUGAAGUACCAGGGAGAGGAGUAUUUAUCUGUUACGCUUUAGACUUGUGAUUUUUUUUUUGUUUUGUGCAAGUUGCAACACAUUGCAUGGAUUAAAUAGAUAGAGAACAAAUUAGUUUAAUUCACAAAUUUUGCGGGGUUGUCACAAGAUGAUGUGAUGAUCAGAACCUUGUUCACAGAGGAAAAGAAAUCAACCAUCUUGAUAUUUAAAAUGCAAGCAGUGGUGGUGGCUUUAGAAGCAAGUUGACGAUUGUCUUAAGUGGAGUCUCAUUAAAGGCACACUGGAAGAAAUGUCAUUUAAUGGUCUUACAAUGACACUAUUGUUGACUCAUUUUUAAACUCUUCAUCUACUGAGGGUUAGCAGUGUUUGCUGAUUUUGGAGUACUGCAGUUCAUGACCCAGAUGAAAUAUUAACUUAAACUGUCAUUCGUAGACUUGUAGUAAUGUCAAAAAUAACGAGGAAGAUUCAAUUUAUUAUCCAGAAGCAUGUAAUCUCCAUAAAAUCAGUACUUUCUUUAUACAGCUAAACCAAGGCUAAUGGCUACACCAGGUUGUUCUUUCCCUCUGUUAUUUCUAAAAUACAUUUAGUUUAAACUCCAAUCAGUGGCCACUAGCACCAAAGUUGUCACCUUCAUUUUUGGUCUGGCUCCAGGUAAAUUCGUAGUCUCGCCUGUGGACAAAUCUUAGGUGGUAGACCUUAACAUGACCAGCAUGGUUGCUGUUUAUACUUUGCAGUGGUGAAAACAGUGUGUGUAAGUUCGGAAUGAAAGUCCCCUCUUGAACAAUUGUGAUACUGCAAGUAGUGGUCGCUUUGCUUUUUUUAAAAAAAAACUUAACAGGCUUGGAUUGCAAUUGGAUCCAUCCCUGCUAACUAUCAUAAGUUGAGAUAUUGUUUCAGUGCAGCUCAAAUGUUUGUUGGUUUUGUUGUGCUAAAAUAAACUUCUGAGGAGAAAACUGUUCCAAAAUAAUUCUGUGCAUGAAUCAGAGAGAAACCUCUUAAGCAUUCUUUUAUUGCUAGUGCACAGUUAAAGGUUUGAACUUGUACUGUGUCACUAGUCGAUUUAAACAUAAUGCAAACUGCUAGAUUUUUAUUUUAGGUGUAGUGCCUAGCUUGCUAUGUACGUUAUUUGAAACUGCAUGAUAUUUGUGCAUUUGCUUGAAAGGCCUUAUUGUAGCUGUGUGAUUGGGCAGUGUUGGUCGUGCAUGAUUUGUAUGCAUUUGCACAACUGAGUGUGGAACUGUUGACUUUUCUGUACCCUUGCAAAGCUGGUGACUGAUUUUGGGCCGAGCAAGUAAAAGGUCUGUUACUUCUAAUGGAUAACUUGGCAAGUUAAAUAUAAUAAUUUGAAAGCAGUGUCACCAUGUAAAAGAUAAAUUGGGGAAAUGAGCAAACAAAAGUAAUACUUAAGAUGCAGUGUACAUGAUCCUUCGUUGUUUAAAAGAAAAUAUUUUCAUGUUCAUGGAGUUUAGCCAUGACUGGUAGCAAGCUGGAAAAAAUGAAAGCAAUAAAUGUGUAU
Hemiscyllium ocellatum (epaulette shark) is the source of this 6539-nucleotide messenger RNA. RefSeq names its product inhibitor of Bruton agammaglobulinemia tyrosine kinase (gene ibtk). Gene Ontology annotation, molecular function: protein kinase binding; protein tyrosine kinase inhibitor activity. The record is from RefSeq and is a predicted model, not a curated record. Gene Ontology annotation, biological process: negative regulation of protein phosphorylation. Bases 568 to 4593 code for a protein of 1341 amino acids. The transcript has 28 exons. Lineage: Eukaryota; Metazoa; Chordata; Chondrichthyes; Orectolobiformes; Hemiscylliidae. Gene Ontology annotation, cellular component: cytoplasm; nucleoplasm.